UAAUGUUGUGACUAUAUACAUUAUUCAUUAUUAAUGUUAAUUCAGUCAAUCAAGAAGGAUUCUACUCUGGCCUAAGUUUGUUCUUGUUCCUGUUUUGCCUACCAAUUUGUCCCUGUAUAAGAAGUGUCAUACAAUGCUAUGGCUGUUGUGGGAUGUCCAAUGAGAGAGUUUGGUCACAAGAAUCCAUCUCAUCACAGCUAAGGAUGAUUGUUGGAAGGAGCUCCAACCCACUCACUUUUCAAACUGGUCACAGUGUUGUCUGAGGGAAAUGUUAAGGAAGACUCUGGCUUCAGUACCUGUAAGCAACAUGAAGUUUACGUCGGUGUUAGUCCUUCUUUUUUUCUGCUCUACUUUCAACAAAUCCCAAGGAAAGUCAAAGCCCAAACCGGGCUGUGAAUACCCCCCGUCUCAGUGGUGUAGGAGUUUGGAAAUUGCAAUAGAAUGUGGGGUUCAGAAGCAGUGUUUGGAGCUCAAUGCCACCAGGCCCAAUUCAGCAGUACCCAGAGUUGAGGUGACCCUGUACUAUGAGAGCCUGUGUCCAGGCUGCAGGGUCUUCCUCACCCAGCAGCUCUUCCCUACCUGGGCCAUGCUCCAUGAUAUCAUGGAGGUAAAACUGGUGCCGUACGGCAAUGCGCAGGAGCUUCCCUCAGGGAAUUCUCCCUUCACCUGUGAACAUGGGGAACCAGAGUGUCAUAGUAACAUGAUUGAGGCAUGUAUUCUACAUUCAGUGGGUCUGUACUCGGCCUUCCCUGUCAUUGACUGCAUGGAAUCUGCAGCAAAUGUUCUCGCCGCCGCCCAACCUUGCUUACAGCUACACGUCCCCUCCAUGACGUGGGACAGUGUCACAACCUGUGUUAAGGGAGAGCUUGGCUUCAAACUGAUGCAUGAGAACGCCCUGAAGACCAAUGCUCUCAGUCCAGCCAAAACACACGUCCCCUGGGUGACCAUUAAUAGGGAAUACACAGGUGACUUUCAGGACAAAGCAAUGUCAUCACUUUUUAACUUGGUCUGCAAGAUGUAUAAGGGAGGAAAGCCCCCUGCCUGCACUGGAGCACAGAAGAAACUAGACAGGAGUCUGUGCUGAAACCAACAGUCAUAUUCUGCAUGCCAUUCAUGUUGUUUUCAAAAUAUAUUUUGUUACAGUAUAAGUACCAGUUUCCCUCAUUCUUUUGAAAGACAAUGCAAGUCCAAAAUAAAUCACAAGUUGCUCAUUUCUUUA
This is a messenger RNA of Salmo salar (Atlantic salmon), 1219 nucleotides long. RefSeq names its product IFI30 lysosomal thiol reductase b (gene ifi30b). The record is from RefSeq and is a predicted model, not a curated record. Gene Ontology annotation, molecular function: oxidoreductase activity, acting on a sulfur group of donors, disulfide as acceptor. NCBI's taxonomy places the organism in Eukaryota, Metazoa, Chordata, Actinopteri, Salmoniformes, Salmonidae. Gene Ontology annotation, cellular component: lysosome.